ACCUAAACGUUGAGGGCGUCGCCAUGUUACUAGCAAUAUGGCAGCKUCCAUGAGCAGUGUGGAUAAGACUUCAGCUGAACGUUUACCGUUCAAUACUACAAGCUUUCAGAAGAAAACGARGAGCAAAUUAAUCYCCAUACCCGGUACCAGACCUUCGGUGCAAAAUGGACAGCUCUUAGUUUCGACCGGUGUUACGUCGCUCGACUAUCUGCUCGGUGGUGGGUUAGCAGUUGGAACAGUGCUUCUUAUUGAGGAGGACCGAUAUGAUAGCUACUCUCGCAUGAUCUUGAAGUACUUUCUGGCAGAAGGAGUUGUUUGUCGACAUGAACUUUUUGUGGCAACGGCACAAGAUAACCCAGAUGACAUUUUACAGGAACUCCCAGCUCCCAUCUUGGAUGAUGUGGUUAUUCACAAACCUCUGGAACAGCCCAGGUUGCCUUGUGAGUCCUCAGGCAAUUUGGAUGCAAUGAAUAUUGCCUGGCGCUAUCAGAAUCUUCCUAAAGUGCAGAGCGCCCUGGCAUCCUCUUCCCGAUUUGGUCACUACUAUGAUGUCUCAAAGACAAUGGAGCCAGAAAUUCGUCAGGCAACAAAGUGCCACCGCUUCUGCCUUCCAGAACAUCUCUCCCAACCAUCGAACAUGCACAGUCCCAUGCUUGAGUCUUACGCUGCCUUACUGAAGUCACUUCAGGAGGUCAUACACAGAGAGGGCUUUAAUUUGGCAGCCCCCAUGUCAAAGUCACGUAACAUCUUGCGUGUUGGCCUUCACGCUCUUGGCUCAUCUUUGUGGGGUGAUGACCUGAGUUGCCAUGACAACCCUAAACACCGCCACGCCCUUACUACUUUUCUCUAUGGACUGCGUGCCUUAAUGAGGUCAUCACUAUCAGUUGCUGUGGUUACUUUACCUUCGCAUCUCAUUCAGGACAGAGCUCUAAUGGGCAGCAUAACCAGGCUGUGCGACAAUGCCAUAGCCCUGGAAUCAUUCAAAGGCUCAGAGAGAGAGACUAACCCACUCUACAAAGACUACCACGGUCUGCUGCACGUACACCAGGUGCCUCAUCUAAACUGUUUGGCGAGUCAACUCCCUGACCACAAAGACUUGGCCUUUAAGCUCAAGAGAAAACAGUUCACUAUUGAGCGAUUGCAUUUGCCUCCGGACUUGUCCGAGACGGUGAGUCGUGUGAGCAGGGGGGAGCUGGCAGGAGCCGCUUCAGCCUGCGGCUCCGGCGCAUCCGGCACAAAACACCUGGACUUCUAAAGCCCUCGCACAGUCACCAUGGGAAACAAACAAGUGGGAAGCCGCAGCCAUUGUCCUCUUUGCCACAGCGACCAGGAUGUUCUCUUGCCCACGUAAUGUCAACUGGGAUAACCCAGCCGGCCAUUACCACCUGCCAACAAACUCAGCCAGGAGUGAAGAUCUAAACAUCCACAACCCCCUGCUUCUAACGGCUACAUUCACACUUUCAUUUCAAGCCCUUUUUCUACAAGUCCUAAUGUUUUGUUUGUUUGUUUUUUACCUAAACACUUGAUAAUUCACAUUGUUAGAAGAAGUGGUUUGUGCUUGUGUAAUGGCCAUUUUUAAUGAUUCUUAAUCCACAACAAAGGACAUCCAUGUGGUGUUUCUAAAUGCUUUGUGAAUUCAAAUGACUGCUUCUUAACUUGGUUCAAAUCCAAGCAUUUAAAAUUGUUUAAAUUCAGUUUGUUUGUUUUGUUUUUCUCCACCUUUAGGGAUUUGAAAAGGAAGUGUAAUCAUUUAAUAUUUUUAUUAUUUUUACACAAUAUUUCCACCUUGGUAAACAAUAAAUAAUUAAUCUCGGGUUUACGUUUCAAAACAAGAAACAUCUGCUGUGCUGUUUCACCUUUUGCAUCGUUCUGCAAAUGCAAUUUAUUUUUUAAGACGACUGAAAGACUCUCAUGUGAAAUGAAUAAAAAAAGAUAGCAUGCAGAACUCUACUUGUGUUUGUGUCUCAGCUUUUACUUUCCUGCACUUACAUCAUUCUCUCGGAGAAGAAAACAAAGCGAGCGGGUUGUGAAUGAUGCCAGUGUAGUGUACCUGACUGGUUUUAGRUUUGUGUAGUCAUGCCUUCACGCGACCCCAAGUUUGUGCAGGUGAGUGACGUGUGCGUUCGCUAAGCAGAUCAAAACAGAAAUGUGGGCAGAGGGCAGGAAAGCUGGAUUUGGGCGCAGGCUUCACACCUCAUCGGUCGUGUUUGCUGGAUGAGCUGCUCUGCCAUGACAAGCCCCAAAAAGAACAAAUUAGGUCAAACGGUGACAUGGGGUAACGCAGAAAGAGAGUCCACAUGAAAAAUUWAAUGUUUCAUUUUUGUUUUCCUCAGUCUGAGGCCGAUGCCACAUUGAAUUGUUUUGCCGGUUGAAACUUGGCAGAAUCUGUAAUUGUUUCCAACAUGUGUUUGGGAAAAAACAAGGAGUUACCUGACAUUUUUGUUUGUUUGUUUGUUUGUUUGUUUUUACAUACUUGGAGCACCUUUUUGUCAGGUUCAUGAGCGCGAUAAUGACAUGCACAUGUCACUUACACAGGUGAUCAAAUGCCCAAAAUAAAAACAGCUCUCUGGUUGUUGGUGUUGAAGUGUUGACAUAUGUAGGACUUUGAAUAUAGAUUUAAACAGAAUAAAUUCAUCUUGUCAUGUU
Molecule: messenger RNA, 2646 nt
Organism: Austrofundulus limnaeus
Lineage: Eukaryota; Metazoa; Chordata; Actinopteri; Cyprinodontiformes; Rivulidae
Gene: elp4
Product: elongator acetyltransferase complex subunit 4
Exons: 10
Coding region: 38-1255 (405 amino acids)
Biological process (GO): tRNA wobble uridine modification
Cellular component (GO): cytoplasm; elongator holoenzyme complex; transcription elongation factor complex
Source: RefSeq, a predicted model, not a curated record